Molecule: messenger RNA, 1548 nt
Organism: Drosophila santomea
Lineage: Eukaryota; Metazoa; Arthropoda; Insecta; Diptera; Drosophilidae
Gene: Cdk8
Product: cyclin-dependent kinase 8
Exons: 2
Coding region: 77-1429 (450 amino acids)
Biological process (GO): protein phosphorylation
Cellular component (GO): nucleus; mediator complex
Molecular function (GO): ATP binding; RNA polymerase II CTD heptapeptide repeat kinase activity; cyclin-dependent protein serine/threonine kinase activity
Source: RefSeq, a predicted model, not a curated record
UAUCGUUAUCGGCAGACAGCUGAUUGGCGGCUUCUUCAUUUACAAACAAUUGUGGAAUUUGCAAACAUUUGGAAAAAUGGACUACGAUUUCAAGAUGAAAACUCAGAUUGAGCGUACGAAGGUGGAGGACCUAUUCAAUUAUGAGGGCUGCAAGGUGGGACGCGGAACAUACGGCCACGUCUACAAGGCGAAGUGGAAGGAGACAAGCGAUGGCAAGGAAUAUGCCUUGAAGCAGAUCGACGGCACAGGCUUGUCCAUGUCCGCCUGCCGCGAGAUUGCAUUGCUGCGCGAACUGAAGCACCAGAACGUAAUUACCCUCAUCAGAGUGUUCCUGUCGCACAACGACCGCAAGGUGUUCCUGCUGAUCGACUAUGCGGAGCACGAUCUCUGGCACAUUAUCAAGUUCCAUCGGGCGGCCAAGGCCACCAAAAAGCAGGUUGUGGUUCCCCGCGGCAUGGUUAAAAGUCUGCUGUACCAGAUUCUGGAUGGGAUUCACUAUCUGCACAGUAAUUGGGUGCUUCAUCGUGAUCUGAAGCCGGCCAACAUUCUGGUAAUGGGCGAUGGCAACGAGCGGGGUCGCGUAAAGAUCGCCGACAUGGGUUUCGCGCGCCUAUUCAAUGCUCCAUUGAAACCGCUGGCAGAUCUGGAUCCCGUGGUUGUCACCUUUUGGUAUCGCGCUCCGGAACUGCUGCUCGGUGCUCGUCACUACACCAAGGCUAUCGACAUCUGGGCUAUUGGCUGUAUUUUCGCCGAGCUACUCACUUCGGAGCCCAUCUUCCAUUGCCGCCAGGAGGACAUAAAGACCAGCAAUCCGUACCACCACGAUCAACUAGACCGCAUCUUCAAUGUAAUGGGCUUUCCGCAGGACAAGGACUGGGAGGACAUCAAGAAGAUGCCGGAACAUCAUACGCUGACAAAGGACUUUAAGCGCUCCACAUACUCCACCUGCUCGCUGGCCAAAUACAUGGAAAGGCACAAAAUCAAGCCAGACAGCAAGGCCUUCCACCUGCUGCAGAAACUGCUGCUAAUGGACCCCAACAAGCGCAUCACCUCCGAACAGGCCAUGCAGGAUCAGUACUUCCAGGAGGAGCCGCAGCCCACGCAGGACGUAUUCGCCGGAUGUCCCAUACCGUAUCCCAAGCGUGAGUUCCUCACCGAUGACGACCAGGAAGAUAAGUCGGAUAACAAGCGACAGCAGCAACAGCAACAGCAGCAGCAGCAACAACAGCAGCAACAGCAGCAGCAACAACAGCAGCAGCAGCAAAUGAACGCCGAGCCGAAUGCAAAGAGAGUUCGGUUGUCCGGAGCUGGUAACCAGCAAGAUUUUCACCACCAGCAGCAGCAGGCCCAGCAGCAGCAACAACAGCAGCAGCAGCAGCAACAGAUGAUGUUCAACCAGCAGCAGAACUUCCAGCAGCGCUUCAACUGAGAGACUGAAACAUGCAGCAUUUUUUCUAAUACUUUCUACUAAACCCUAGCCUUCUAAGUAUUUAAUGACCUUAGCGCGUAGCAAAUUCAAGCAAGUAAAGUGUACAAUACAUACAAUAC